GGAUAAGAUUAUUUCUUAUGUUAAUCCCAGAGUGUCCUUCGUCGACUUAAAAGAAGUUUAUUUAAACGAAUACAAUAACAAAGUUAAAAUUGGAGAUGAUCAGAAAAUAUGUCGAUUAUGUUUGCAGUUAGUUAGCAAAGGAUUUGUGCCAUUUUAUGAAGUAAAAUUAGAGAUGAUUCAUAGGUACAUUCCAGAAGUUUAUAUUGGCGUUACUGAAGAUCCGGUCGUUUGUAGACGAUGUUUUGAUUCACUCAACGUUCAUGAUAAUUUCAUAAAGACCUGUUUGGAUGUUGAAAAGCAAACUCAUAACAUAAAUAACAACAAAGUGGCAGGUUUCAAGCCUAGCAAUAACUUUAUUAAGAAUGGGAAUGAUGAAACAGAAUUGGAAAAAGAACGGCAGAUGAAAAGGUUGAUUAAAAUUGAAAAAGAGUUAAAGACAGAAGAAAUGUUGAUCAAAACUGAAGAGAUUGACCUAAAAAGUGAAGGAAAUGAUUGGGAAAGUGAUUCCUUUUUGCUUGGUUCACAUAAUGAAACAGUUCAAAAUAAAAUGAGACACAUUUAUAAAGAAGAAGCAGAUAUAAAACGUGAAUAUAUGCUUAAAUGUGAGACAAUUGAAGUUCAAAUAAGCAAACCUGAAGCUGCAUUGCACACACCAUACAAUAGUGAAAACAAAAAUGAGCUUAACGGAGGUCUAAAAGAAGAAGCUGCUCUAGAUAUGUGUUGUAAGGAAAGUUCUAGCUGUCUUCAGUUAAUAAGCAAAACCCAUCUGGAGCAAGAACGUAUAAAUGUGAUGUGUUUACUUACGAAACUAAGUACAAGAGUGAUCUCAGAGUGCAUCAGUUAA
Molecule: messenger RNA, 844 nt
Organism: Anoplophora glabripennis (Asian longhorned beetle)
Lineage: Eukaryota; Metazoa; Arthropoda; Insecta; Coleoptera; Cerambycidae
Exons: 3
Coding region: 173-844 (223 amino acids)
Source: RefSeq, a predicted model, not a curated record